AUGUUCUGCAUCAUCACUAAGGGACAGGGAUACGCCAAACCAAACAAAGACCUACUGUACAGGAUAAAGGCUUUGGAGGGCAGCUGUGAGGGCAAAGAGUUUGACAAGAGGGAACUGAAGUUUGAGUUGGGAGAUGGAGAAAGCCUGGGUCGGCCAAGUGGAGUGGAGAAAGCCCUGACCGCCAUGGAGCAGGGAGAAGAGUGA
Messenger RNA from Coregonus sp. 'balchen', 204 nucleotides. The record is from the annotation of a GenBank genome assembly. Lineage: Eukaryota; Metazoa; Chordata; Actinopteri; Salmoniformes; Salmonidae.